AUGAAAAGCAAAAUCAAAAGAUAACCUCUUUAAUUUGCCAUCAAAUUGACAACAUUAAAUUAACACUUUGAUUGCAAAAAUCUCAAGGUUCUCAAUCUUCAGGGAAUAAAAUUAUCACAACUAGAGGUAAAAGUGGAAAGUCUAUCAACUCUUAUUUUAGAUUAUAACAACCUUAGACAUUUGAACAUUAUUUCACAAUUUCCUAAUUUAAUCACUCUAUCGAUUGCCAAUAAUUUAAUUGAUGAAUUCUUUGUCCCUCCAACUCUUAGGAUUUUAAAUAUAUCGAGUAAUCUCCUAAAGACUAUCCAUUUGAAAUAAUUGGAGCAACUAGAUGCUAGUUCUAAUCAAUUAUAAUUCCUUUAAUAAGAUACUUAAAAUAAUCUCAUACAAUUAAAGUUAGAUUGGCUAGGAAUAAUAAAUAAAAAUGAUAUCUGGGAGCAUUUAACAAUAAAGCAAUUUACUGAUUAAUCAUAAAUUACAUUUAGAUAGUUUUUGGACAAAGCCAUUUAAUAACUGCUACAAUAUGGAUUCAAAAAAGAGGAUAAUUAUUUCAAUUAAAGAAUUGUACAUACAUGUAUUUUGAAAAAUGAUAAGUAUUAUUUUGACUUAAUCUUGCCCUAUUAUUAUGAAAAUCGUAAUAAGUUUGAUAAUUCUGAAACUCCUUUAUGUCUAGCAAUAAAAAAACUAAAAAUGAAUUUUAUAGGAGAUCUUAUGAAUUGCAUUCAAAUCAAAUAUGAAAUCGAUGCAUUUCAUGAAUCCAUAAAAUAAGGACAAAUUUCAUUAGUUAAGUAGUUUCUGGAGUUAGGGAUUGAUAGCAAUGGUUAUAACAAAAAAGGGUUGACUCCCUUAACUAAUGCUGUAUUGAAUAUUACUUAAGUAAAUAUGGAAAUGAUAAUCCAUUUACUGCUUUAAAGUUAAGCUAAUCCAAAUAAAUUGAAUUAGAAUGGGUAAUCCUUAAUUCAAAUGUGUAUCAUUAAAUCCAAUUUAACUGCACUUAGAUUUAUUGCUAAUUUCAAUAAAAUCAAGUUAACAAACUUAAAAUUCAAAAUGAACAUCAAAAAUAUUAAUGGAGAUUAUCCAUUGCAUUUAGCUGUGAACAGCAUUAGUAUCCUUAAUUUUUUAAUCAGAAACUAAAUUGGUAAUCCAUUAUAAAUUAAUUAUUACAAUCUUACAGCUAAAUAGAUGUCAUACACUUAAUCUAGAACCCUAAUUUAUAAGUUAUUGCAAAAAGAAGAAAGAAUUCAGAUCUUAAAACAAUUAACAAAAAACAGUAUGAGAUUUUAAAAAAUGAAUAAAGGUUAAGCCAAAUAAAAAGAUUAUAAUAGUGACAGUUCUUGUCCUGAACUAUCUGAUGAUGAAAUGCCCAAUAAACCUAAAAUCAAUAAAAAAUAUAUUACUGAGCAUUUCAAUUUGAGUGAAGAUAUAAGAUAGCUGUCUGAAGAUGAUGAAUGCUAACAUAAUUAUAGUUCUGAAUCGGAAAUAGAAUAUCCAAAAUAUAAUCUAUAAUCUCUCAAAUUAGAGCAAUUAAAUUAUUAAAAUAAUCAAUUGUUUAAACAAAAUUAGGAUGUACGACAAAAAAACUAAAUACCAUUUAAUUUAAUUAUUAUUCAAGGGAAGGAUAAAAUUUCAAAGAUAAAAUUAACUCUUUAAUUAUUUUAAGAUAAGAACUUAAUCUUCUAGGAUAUAUGA
This is a messenger RNA of Paramecium tetraurelia, 1689 nucleotides long. RefSeq lists its product as uncharacterized. Lineage: Eukaryota; Ciliophora; Oligohymenophorea; Peniculida; Parameciidae. The record is from RefSeq and is a predicted model, not a curated record. Gene Ontology annotation, molecular function: protein binding. The transcript has 3 exons.